AUGUCUUUCGUAAGUGAAUUCACCACCGACAUCCAGCACCUCGGCGGAAGUAGCAACGUCGUCACCGACGCGUUAUCGCGCCUCGACGUCAACGCCAUCGCCGCUUCCCCGUCUCCCGAUGUCGAUUUCACUGCCAUGGCUACAGCGCAACGUGAGGACGCCGAGUUGGAAGCCUUUCGAAAUUCACUUUCCACCAACUGCCAGGAAGUCGCCCUACCUGUGUCCGCACAAACCCUCAUUUGUGACAUGUCGACAGGAACACCACGUCCAUUCGUACCUGCCGCAUUCCGACGCCAACUGUUCGACUCGCUGCAUUCCCUUUCGCAUCUCGGGAUUCGUGCAACGCACGGUUUAGUCACAACACGCAACAUCUGGUCGGGUAUCAACACCGAUGUUCGCAACUGGACACGUGCGUGUAUUUCUUGUCAGAAGUCCAAAGUGCAAAGGCACACCGUCACACCCUUGUCACGUUUCCUACAGCCAGAUAAACGAUUUGACCAAGUCCACAUCGAUAUUGUUGGACCUGUACGAUCAUCUGGCGGACGCAGUUACCUGCUGACGAUAGUCGAUCGUUUCACCCGCUGGUCGGAAGCUGUGCCCAUACCUGACAUCAGUGCCGACAGUGUACCACAGGCUUUCGUGUCGGGGUGGAUAUCGCGCUUUGGCGUUCCCUCCACAGUCACGACGGACCGUGGACGCCAAUUUGAAUCCCGUCUGUUUCAAGCACUUUGCAGGACGCUAGGAACGAAGCAUAUCCACACGACAGCCUACUACCCUUCUGCCAAUGGGAUGGUGGAACGAUUUCACCGGCAACUCAAUGCGUCCCUUCGAACUACUGAGGAUCAAUCCCACCGGCUGGAACGACUGCCGCUCGUGCCGCUCGGCCUCCGUUCGGCUCUGAAGCAAGAUCUUGGCUGCAGCGUGGCCGAACUCAUAUAUGGAACGUCCCUUCGCUUACCUGGCGAAUUCUUCGUUCCCGUACCAUCAGAAGCAGUUCCCGACCCCACCUGCUACGUUACACGACUGCAGUCAGCUCUACAAGAUCUUCGACCGAAACCACCACGACAACCAGACCGCCGCACCGUGUUCAUCGAUGAAAACUUGAACACCUGUACAAACGUUUUCGUUCGGCACGAUGCAACCCGCAAGCCAUUGCAACAACCGUACGAGGGACCAUAUCGCGUCAUACACCGACGAGACAAGCAUUUCGUAAUUUUCAUAAACGGUCACGAAGACACAUCUCCGUCGAUAGGCUAA
Molecule: messenger RNA, 1257 nt
Organism: Ornithodoros turicata
Lineage: Eukaryota; Metazoa; Arthropoda; Arachnida; Ixodida; Argasidae
Exons: 1
Coding region: 1-1257 (418 amino acids)
Biological process (GO): DNA integration
Molecular function (GO): nucleic acid binding
Source: RefSeq, a predicted model, not a curated record